Molecule: messenger RNA, 1064 nt
Organism: Salvia hispanica
Lineage: Eukaryota; Viridiplantae; Streptophyta; Magnoliopsida; Lamiales; Lamiaceae
Source: RefSeq, a predicted model, not a curated record
AUGAAUGAUAACUUCUUCUAUGGUCCCAUUCCUCCAUCCAUCUUCAACAUCUCAUACAUACGGGCAAUAAAUUUAAGAGGUAAUCCUUUGUCAAGUAAGCUUCCAAACGACAUGUGCAUGCACAAUCUUCACAACCUCAAAUGGCUUCGUAUAUCUUUCACUAAGUUGUAUGGAGAAAUACCAGCGAGCUUGGGCCAAUGUUCAAGCCUUGAAGUACUUUCCUUGUACAACAACAGCUUGGUUGGAGAGGUGCCAAAAGAAAUUGGGAACUUGACAUUGCUCACUCAGUUAUUCCUUGGGUUCAAUAGUUUAACUGGUAAUAUUCCUAAAGAGAUUAGUCAACUUCACAUGGUGAAUUCUUUGUGGAUGGAAUCCAACAAAUUUAGUGGAACAUUGCAUCCAGAGUUUCAGAAUUUGACAGCCAUUCGAUAUCUGAUCCUCUACAAUAAUAACUUAACUGGUAAUAUUCCGAAAGAGAUUGGCCAUCUUAAUAGUUUACAAACAUUAAGCAUGGCAUCCUCCGGACUUAAUGGAUUGAUUCCAAAAGAAAUUGGGAACAUAACAGCCCUCCGUUGUAUAUACCUCGAUAACAAUGCAUUAAGUGGUGUUAUUCCUGGUGAGAUUGGCCAGCUUAAUAAUUUAGAGCAUAUGUCCAUUGAUUCUAACAAGUUGACUGGCCCUUUACCCAUGGCCUUUUUUAACAUGUCUCGUGUGAAGUCUAUUUCCUUGAGACAUAACACACUUAAUGGGACAUUGCCAAGAGAAAUUGGGAACAUGAAAUCACUCCAAGAAUUGUACCUCAUUAACAAUACUUUAACCGGUGUGAUUCCAGAAGAGAUUGGUGGCCUUGAGAAUUUAGUUGCACUAUACAUGAGUUCCAACAAUUUCAUCGGCCAUUUGCCUCCACUCAUGUUCAACAUGAAAUCACUUACAUCAUUAUCAUUUCACAAGAAUGCUUUGACUGGUAUGAUUAUCCCAUCAUAAAUUUGACAAGCAUCGACACGUAUAAGUAGGUGUCGUUAAAUGGUUAAUUGGUACCAGUUUUAGUUAUUGGUAUUUGCCAA